AUGGCAAUGGGGCCUGGCGGCUGCAGCCCUACCAACUCAGAGCAAUCUCAGGAAAUUUGCUCCGCAGGACUGCUGGUGUUCUCCGGCUGCUCAGAGCACGAUGCCAACUUGGCUAAACAUUUCUGGCUCGGGGCGUCGAUGUAUCCCCCGACGGAAUCUCAGCUGGUGCUGAGAGGCAGCCACCAGCGUCUGCCAGUGGCCGGGUCUUCUAAGACCCUUGUGCCUGAGAAAAGUACUUCUCUGCCUUUUCCCCUGGAAAAUAACAAUAUUCAUACUGAAGCUCUAAAGAUUCAGGAAUCUGAGGAGAAAGAAAAGUAUCUCCAAAAGGCUAAAAAGAGAGCUGAGAUUCUCCAGCUCUUAAGGAAACAAAGAGAAGACCGGAUCUUGAAAGAACUGAUUUCCUUACCUUAUAAGCCUAAGGCUAAAAUGCCCCAAGAAAAGAAAGAGUCACCAGAGCCAGAUAAACAGGACCAAGAAGAAGUCAAAGCCUUGGACUGAUAUGAUUGACAUUUAGUAUAGAAUGACU
Molecule: messenger RNA, 526 nt
Organism: Jaculus jaculus (lesser Egyptian jerboa)
Lineage: Eukaryota; Metazoa; Chordata; Mammalia; Rodentia; Dipodidae
Gene: Hoatz
Product: HOATZ cilia and flagella associated protein
Exons: 6
Coding region: 1-498 (165 amino acids)
Biological process (GO): cilium assembly
Source: RefSeq, a predicted model, not a curated record